This is a messenger RNA of Dothidotthia symphoricarpi CBS 119687, 2358 nucleotides long. RefSeq lists its product as uncharacterized. Lineage: Eukaryota; Fungi; Ascomycota; Dothideomycetes; Pleosporales; Dothidotthiaceae. The coding region runs from base 287 to 2119 and encodes 610 amino acids. The record is from RefSeq and is a predicted model, not a curated record. The transcript is spliced from 2 exons.
UCGAACUGCGCUGUGGUCGGCAUCACGAUGGAAUCUGUGGAGCACGCUGCUGCCGUACAGCCCGUCGUGGCCCAAGGACCUGGCACUCCACUGUCCACAACUCAACAGCCUCCUCUCUAAGUAGGUAGACAGUGCAGCACGAUCUCCCCGUUUCGACACAUGUCAAAGUGGGCUAGGGCGUUUCAGUGUGAUUAAUCAGCAACGUCACGUGCUCGUCAAUCCCGAUUCGGCGAGCUCCAAUGCGUGUGAAGCUCGAAAAGCCCAUCGAUGCGCAGAAGCACGCUUGAUGCGACGUCCGCCCAUUGUCUGCCGCCGAGCAGUACAGUCGAUCCAGUCGCCUGCCCUGCAACACGCCUGGGUUCCUGACGACGUCCUGUCCCUCGCCGUCCACCGGUUUUUCCGCAUCUCGUGUCCACACCAGAGACGCCAUGGCAGCAACGUACCCGGCCCGCUGGAGGCCAGGCGGAGGGCAACAAAGCGUCGCAUGACUGCCUCAGCAAACUUCUACCCCCAAGACGGCUUUCCCCCGCCCUUGAGCCUUGCAGCGCUGUUUGGCUUUCGCUCGAGUCCCCAGCCAUCUUGGAGAUAUGAACCACCUUCCCCGCCUAAGAACGUGGAGCCAUUGGACUUGCCCCUAGAUCCUCCAAUACCGCCAUCCUCUGUCCGUCAGCCAGCCAGUCCAAGCGCAAAUGAUCCCCACCAAUCCGCGACCCCACUUUCUUUUUCGCAAAACAUCACACAAACCGCCGUCCCAGAACCAGCAACUGCGCUUGCCUGCGAGACAAGAGUAAACGAUGCGCCAGGAACUGUCGACACAAGCCAGUCCAUGUCGGCUGACCCGGCCAACGAUGAGCAUCAAGUUGCCCUCAUGGCAGCGCGUGCUGCGAACGUAGAGGACGAGCUGUCCUGCAUUCCCAAAGCACAGAUACGCGCUCGGAUUUCUGCCAUGGCCUUUGCCUUUGCCAAAGAAAACCGAACUGAAGCUCAUUCCUCGAACAGCACACACGUGCAUGAUAUGGAUGCUUGGUUGAAACUCCUCCAUCGUGUAGAUUCGAGACCUGCCUCUGGUGUGCAGGCCGUGUCGUUAGUCGAUACGGCUGUUGUGCCACUCGCGAAACUCACAUUCACCAAACAAAUUGGACCAGAGGCCCUGAUGAAGGCUCUACUGACGACUCUGGUGCAAAGGGGCGCUGUGAAAGGUGUCUCAGUAGAACAGGUAUUUGAUUUCGUUGCUGCUUGCGUCUCUCCGCCAAAACCACGACGACGCCGUUCAAGCCCCAUCGAUCAACUUCUCGAGAACGUCAUCCUACGGAUGCAUGCCGAGUCCAUACCAUACGGUGGCCUACUAGAGCUCGCUCUCCCACUCAUCGUCCGAUACGCCCGCAUAGACCCAAUACUCGAAUUCCUGCACAUGAUGGAGGAUCGCGGCCUCCCCCUCCACGACCGAGGAUUCAUAGACAAGCUCCUGAAAAAAACACUAUCCGCCUCGCAGAAUCCCAACGCCUCCCUCACAGACGCACAGCGCCAACGCCACGCCUUUGAACUCCACCUCUGCCAGAAGAUCCAAGCAGUGCUCACCCGCUUAGCCGCCGAAGCCCACACCGCACAGCAAGCCCUCCUCUCGCUCCAAGCACGCCGCGAAUUCCAACACAUCCUCGACCGCGCCCGCGACGCCCACGCCCUCCCCCUCGCCUGCCGCAGCCUAACAGCAGACAUCCCAACCGCACAACGCGUCGAGCUCAUCCACCAACUCGCCCACCACUACUCCCUCGACAAAACACACUCGCACCGCGAAUCCUGGCGCGCUAUGUACUACCUGUACCACUACCUGCAGCGGCACUCGCUCCCCAUCGGCCCGCUCUUCACAAAAGCCGUCGUCCAGGUCUCGCUCGUCCGGCCGCUGUCGGAGAACCGCUUCGUCAGUGCCCGCCGCUUGAUCUGGGUGUGUCGAUUAGUGGCGCGCGUCGAGGGCGAGCCCGUGGCGAGGGAUAUCGAGAGUGCGUUUUGGCAGUGGCGUGGCGAUUUGAUUCGUCAUGCUAAGUGUGUGUUUGUGGGCGUUGGGGGGAGUCCGCAGGAUAAGGCGCAUGUGGGUACUAUGAAGAGGUUGGGCUUGAUUUGAUGGAGAUGGAGAUUGGACGGUGGGGUCUGGAUUGACCGAUCGCCGUGCUCUCAGGUCGAGGAUGGAUAGGAGUUGGCAUGGUGGAACCAGGCAUCCGCCUACAGGUCGCGUCGGAGAUGGACAGACAUGGUGUAAAGACCAAAAAGUAGCAUAAAAGCCCAAAAACAAAGACACUACAAAAACACCCAUAUCUCCACAACAGAAGAAUUAAGCAUUACAACGACAUCUAGAAUCUAUAC